GAUCAUACAUUCCUAGCAAUCAAAUCGGUUCGGGGUUCAGAUCCUGCACGCCCCCCCCGCAGCCGGAGUGUCUGCGGUCCGGAGACCUGGGGGGGGUCUUCAUUUCGCCGCGAACGCGCAGUAGUACGCGCGCUCAUCUGGUUACUGUGUUGUUGCGAUUUUUUUUUUUUUUAAUUAUUUUUCUUAUUGUUGUUGUCGUCGUCGUGGGGCGAAGAAGUGCAUGCGUGUGUGUCGCGGGAGGGCGCUGCCCAGGAUUCCCUCGGUUCCGUGGGAUACGGCGGCGCUAUGGACGGGCUCCGGAGCUCAUAUGACCGUGUGGCACCGAACAGGCAACAUGUGCUCCUCGUGCGUGUGACCGCGGAGCCGGGUUCGACCCCCUCAGGCAUCUGAGGCGCCAAAGAAGAGACUGCGAGACCCUGUGAGACCCUGUGAGAGCACUUUUCAGGAAGUUCUCCACAAUGAACAUUCCCAUCUUUCCUGGCAGCCGCACAUUCCUGCCUUUGUCCCGAUGACGCCGCGCACAUCAGCGGGGAACCGACGCCGAGCAUAGCCAUGAGCACAGUGGGGGAGGAUCUGGAUCACAUGAUACCAUGAAGAGAAGCCCGCGGGUCCUGUGCUGCCAGCUGCUGAGUGUUCUAGCAAUCCUGGCUGUGCCAGCCAGACUGGGAACCUGUGCGCAAGAGCCGCUGCCCAGCCCCGGGCCUUCGGAUCCUGCAGAGAGUCCCGCCUUCCCCAUGGAACCCCCAGCCUGGCCGAGGAAAUCCAGCCAAGGGGGGAUCGGCGAGAGAGGCCCCCUCGUAGGUGGCGUCCAGCCCACAACAGCUUUCCGCUCCCUGGGAGCGACACCACCUGUCAGCGCUAAUGCUCUGGGGGAGGCGCCGUCUCCGUCUGCAAGGGGCGCCCCUACGCCCGGCCCGCGAACCCAAGGAGAGGGGAUCUCGGGGUACAUGCAUGCUGGCCAUGCAGCGGUGACAAAGGACGCGAAACUGUCGCCACCCUCUUCCCCUUCCGCUUCCGGAGGCCCCGCCCACACGACGCCCCAGCUAGCCUUGCCGAGCGCCAUCGCCCUGCGCGAUGCGGACCCCUCCCCCUGGCCGGACGAGGCCCAGAGACCCGCAUCCUCGCUGUCCCCUCGAAACCUCCAGGAAAUGCCUCCCUUGGCCUUUGCAGCGCCUUCCCCUGCGUUCGCCGUCCCUGGAAACACUGCGACGGGAAAUGACGUCACGACGCGCGGCGCUACAGAUGUGUCUCCCAGCGAUGGCACAGACUCUGCUGGUUCACCGGGCAACGGCACCCAUCCCCCACCCCACCCGGGCAACGACACCGAUGGGUCGUCCAGCCCCAACGGCACCGAACCCCGCUCCCGAGGGGACGAACCCCUGCCGUGGGGUGGUUCCGGCACCACCGCGCCCCCCUCCGUCGCCACCGGCAAUUUCUUCAACAGACUGGUCCCGGCCACCAUGCCCGGGCCCCGGGGGCCAGGAAACCCCACGGGUCCGGACCACAGCGCGGCGCAGGCCCAGACCACAGUGUGCCUGGGCAUGGUGGACUUGGUGUGGGUCGUGCUGGCCAUCAGCGUGCCCGUCUCCUCCUGCUCCGUGCUCCUGACCGUGUUCUGCAUGAGGUGCAAGAAGAGGGCCUCCAGCCAGGAGAACAACCUGAGCUACUGGAACGACACCAUCACCAUGGACUACUUCAACAGGCAUGCCGUGGAGCUGCCGCGGGAGGUCCAGCCCCUGGAGACCACCCAGGAGCAGGGCGCCAGUUUGCCCCCCAAUGGAGACUACACCGACAACGGCAUGGUGCUGAUCAACCCAUUCUGCCAGGAGACACUCUUCGUCACCCGUGCCAAGGCGCCCAAGGAGUAGCGCGACAUCAUCGAAAGGAAACCGAAAAAGCCCGAUUCCAUGGCCUUUCCCCCCCACCCCCCGAAGGUCGUCAGCCUUUAUUUUGCAUAUGUGGUGAACUGUCCGAAGUAUUUGCUUUAUAUUAUAUUACAGAACAGUACACAUAUAAAUAGGGAAUGAAAUGCUAAUAAACAGAGGCUAUUUACUAUAAGGGUGCGCUGGUGUAUUUUUCUGAUGUACAUUUUCUAUGACAGCUUAAUUGUGAUAAAGGUUUUUAUGUCUUUUUUAGAAGUACCUUUGGUUUCAGUUUUGUUACGACGGUGAGGUGGUGCGUUAACGUCUGUGGCCGCUUGAUACCUACUGUAGGGAGAUAAUAAGAUGUAAACAUUGUAAUUAUGUAACCCAAGACACUUAUUAAAUGAAAAGCCUGUUGAACUUGAAAUCCACUUGAAUACUUGAGGGGAUGCUGAGUGGAGGGAGCAGCCGAUGAGCUCCACGUUCAGUUGCUCGAGACGCAAGGGUCCUGCUUGAAGGGCCGGCUGUUGGAGGGUUGCAGUCCAGGGGUCUGACGCUGGGGUUGAUGUUGGGGCUAACGUUGGGGCUGACG
This is a messenger RNA of Scleropages formosus (Asian bonytongue), 2454 nucleotides long. Its product is annotated as transmembrane protein 108-like. The coding region runs from base 591 to 1868 and encodes 425 amino acids. Gene Ontology annotation, cellular component: endosome membrane; axon; early endosome. The record is from RefSeq and is a predicted model, not a curated record. NCBI's taxonomy places the organism in Eukaryota, Metazoa, Chordata, Actinopteri, Osteoglossiformes, Osteoglossidae. Gene Ontology annotation, biological process: dendrite extension; retrograde axonal transport; postsynaptic density organization. The transcript is spliced from 6 exons.